AUGGAGAAGAAAUCCCUUUUCUUUCUUGUUAUUAUUCUCUACAUCACCACCUUCCUCUGCUCUUCUUCAACAGCCCAACAACCAAAACCAGUUGUCGAUAUCGACGGAAAACCCCUCCGCACAUCCUCCCGCUACUACAUCCUUCCGGUCAUCCGCGGCAGCGGCGGAGGGCUCACUCUGUCCAGCUCAGGCAACCAAACAUGCCCUCUCUACGUAGCUCAGGACCCAUUGGAAGUCAACUUCGGCCUGCCCGUAAGUUUUUCCCCGCCAAAAACCAGCAUCAGCGGGGUGGUGCGUGUUUCCAGCGAUGUAAACAUCAAGUUUGUCGCAACCACGGCCACCUGUGGUCAGUCGAAGGUGUGGAACUCAGCUACGACGCUUGGCAUAAACAGCACUUUGUACUGA
Messenger RNA from Oldenlandia corymbosa var. corymbosa, 405 nucleotides. The record is from the annotation of a GenBank genome assembly. Lineage: Eukaryota; Viridiplantae; Streptophyta; Magnoliopsida; Gentianales; Rubiaceae.